CUGGUCUGAGCUGGAGCGCUAGAACUACAAUAUAGUACCUACCUGACCUAUCGACCGACCGACCGAUCGACCCAACCACCGCCGUACACACGAACAUCGCCGUCGCCUCUCAAGACUGAUUGCGUCCGGAGCACCUCACUUUGACUUCAACCUUUCACUCACCACCACCUCUACCACCACCACCAACAUGUCCUCGCGCAAGAAGAUCCUGCUCAAGGUCAUCAUCCUCGGCGACAGCGGAGUGGGCAAGACCAGCUUGAUGAAUCAAUAUGUCAACAAGAAGUUCUCCCAGUCCUACAAAGCCACCAUCGGCGCCGACUUCCUCACCAAAGAAGUCCUCGUCGACGAUCGCCUCGUGACUAUGCAACUGUGGGACACGGCCGGCCAAGAACGUUUCCAAUCCCUCGGCGUCGCGUUCUACAGAGGCGCAGAUUGCUGCGUCCUCGUCUAUGAUGUCAACAACUCCAAGUCCUUCGACACCCUCGACUCGUGGAGAGACGAGUUCUUGAUCCAAGCGAGUCCUAUGGACCCCGAAUCCUUUCCUUUUGUGGUCUUGGGUAACAAGGUGGAUGUGGAGGAGAGUAAGAGGAUGAUUAGCACGAAGAGAGCGCAGGCGUUUUGUCAGCAAAAGGGCGGGAUACCGUAUUUCGAGACGAGUGCGAAGGAUGCUGUGAAUGUGGAGCAGGCUUUUGAGGUGAUUGCGAGAAAUGCACUUGCGCAAGAAGAAUCGCAAGACUUCAACGGGGAUUUCCCUGAGACGAUUCCUAUCAACAUUGGCGAGAAUGAGCAGGGUUGUUCGUGCUAGUCGGGUAGAUGUGAAAUGAUAUCCUCCAAGAGACUCACGACCGGAGAAGUUGCAUGAGGAGUGGCAUCACAGGCGUUGUACGGCGCAUACCCCUACAAUUCUACGAGGGAGGAGGGAUAGGCCUCUUGUUUGUUUUGUACAUUACGCGAACUAUCUUGAGACAGUUGCCAACUGAAUACAGAAAUCUUACAAACAGCUCUCCACCAGGUUGCGCGAGACUUGUCCAUACGAAAAUCCUGUCUCGGGCCGCUGGAGAGACUAAAGAUCCGCGGAAGAGCAACUCCAUCGGUACCUUAUGCCCUUGGGUCUCAUAGGACAUGAAAAUUGUGGUCGCUGACAGGUUAUUGCUUCGGACUAGAGUUUGGAUGAAGUCGGACCCUGCGUUAUCCAUUUGGCCUGAUCCAGGGAGUUUUUGGUCUCUUCCACCAUUUCUUUCACAAUUUCUGCAGCCGUCUGUCCAGCUUUAUUGACAGAGCCUGCCACAAUUCCGAUUGGUCUCAAUGCAGCAGCAUCCUCGAUCUCAUCCGUCAAUUUGCCAGAUUCAUGCAGCUUGUCCAGCUCAUGCACAAGUGGCACAAUACCUCUCGAAGUGAGGUCUUUGAUCUCCGCUUGCCGAUUCACUUCCCAGUUGGUAAGGUAGGGAUUCCUCAAGGAUCGCAGAGGCCGCCCAGACCAUACUGUCAGCUUCACCCAGUCGUCAUACCCUGCAGCGAUCACUUGCUUCUUGUAGUUCUCGGGCGCUUUCGACUCGACACUGGGAAUGAAACGAGUGCCUACCCAGACUCCACUCGCACCAAGCAUGAGAGCUGCCGCAACGCUUCUCCCAUCGUUGAUUCCACCUGCCGCCACCAGGGUGACGGGCUUCUUUGUCAACGGAGAGGUGUAUUUCAUGCAGAUAUCUGCGCAGGCCGGAAUGAGAACC
Messenger RNA from Sphaerulina musiva SO2202, 1727 nucleotides. RefSeq lists its product as uncharacterized. Gene Ontology annotation, cellular component: phagocytic vesicle; late endosome; vacuole. Gene Ontology annotation, biological process: regulation of vacuole fusion, non-autophagic. The coding region runs from base 188 to 805 and encodes 205 amino acids. The record is from RefSeq and is a predicted model, not a curated record. NCBI's taxonomy places the organism in Eukaryota, Fungi, Ascomycota, Dothideomycetes, Mycosphaerellales, Mycosphaerellaceae. Gene Ontology annotation, molecular function: GTPase activity; GTP binding. The transcript has 3 exons.